Closterium sp. Yama58-4 is the source of this 732-nucleotide messenger RNA. The record is from the annotation of a GenBank genome assembly. Lineage: Eukaryota; Viridiplantae; Streptophyta; Zygnematophyceae; Desmidiales; Closteriaceae.
AUGAGCUUGGAGUUUGCACGGGAAGAGGAGAGGCCGGAGGUGCGGGAGUUGUGUUGGCCACGUGAUUCUGAAGGUUUGACAGCCUGUAAGGACCGGCAGAUGAUACAAGGUUUGAAGCUGGACGUGGACCUGAAAAUUCGCCAGAGUGAAGGCGAUCAAAAGACUGCAUGGCUGGCAAUCGAAUCAGCAUCAACGAGUCACGUACCCAUGCUGAACCUCCAGUAUCUCCAUGGCCUCUCGGACGCCAUCCUUGGCCACGUGUCCACAAUGACACAUCUGAAGAGCAUUGACUUGUCCUCUAGCUCAGGUGCCAGUGCAGAGGGCAUCAAGCACCUCUACAGACUGCAAUGGCUGGAGAAGCUCAACUUCAGCAAAUCGGACGUCCUAGACUCUGCCUUGGAAAGCAUUGGUUCUUUGAGCAGCCUCAAACAGCUCUUGCUCUCGUUUACCAAGUUGACUGAUGCCGGUCUAUCGCACUUGACAGGUCUCUCGUCACUCCAACUGCUGAGCCUUACCGAAUGCAUGGGUGUGACAAAUGCUAGCAUGGUGAAUGUGGGGAGGCUGACAGGUCUUGAGGAACUUUGGUUGGGUGGGACGGCAGUCACAGAUGAUGGGCUGCAGCAGCUGACUGCCCUGAUCAAGUUGAAAGGUCUUUGGACGUCAGAAGAGGAUUACCUUCGAAACGAUGAGGUUUACAAGAGGAUAGGCUGGUCUGGUGGCAGGGAUAGAUGA